CGGGACCGAGCGCGCGCGGCGAGCGGGCUGCGCCAUGAGGGAGCGCCGCUGACCCCGAUGGCUCAGGACAACGCUGCCUUCUGUGGGGUCCCCGAGGGGGUCCUGGGGGGGGUCCCCAGUGAGACCAAACCCCCUCCCCCCGCCCCUCCCGCCCCCCCCAAGCGCCGCCCGUGGGGGGCCGGGGGGGGUCCCGCGGCCCGGAAGCGCCAGCGGUACGUGGAGAAGGACGGGAAGUGCAACGUCCAGCACGGGAACGUGCGCGAGACCUACCGGUACCUCACCGACAUCUUCACCACCCUGGUGGACCUCAAGUGGCGCUUCAGCCUCCUCAUCUUCAUCCUGGCCUACGCCCUCACCUGGCUCUUCUUCGGCCUCAUCUGGUGGGUCAUCGCCUACAGCCGGGGGGACCUGGAGCACCUGGGUGACCACGCCUGGACCCCCUGCGUCAACAACCUCAAUGGUUUCGUGUCCGCCUUCCUCUUCUCCAUCGAGACCGAGACCACCAUCGGCUACGGCCACCGGGUCAUCACCGACACCUGCCCCGAGGGCAUCGUGCUGCUGCUGCUGCAGGCCAUCCUGGGCUCCAUGGUCAACGCCUUCAUGGUGGGCUGCAUGUUCGUGAAGAUCUCGCAGCCCAACAAGCGCGCCGAGACCUUGGUGUUCUCCUCGCACGCCGUGGUCUCGCUGCGCGACGACCGCCUGUGCCUCAUGUUCCGCGUGGGAGACCUGCGUGACUCGCACAUCGUGGAGGCCUCGAUCCGCGCCAAGCUCAUCCAGUCCAAGCAGACCCAGGAGGGCGAGUUCAUCCCGCUGGACCAGACCGACCUGAGCGUGGGCUUCGAGACGGGCGACGACCGCCUCUUCCUCGUGUCCCCCCUCAUCAUCAGCCACGAGAUCGAUGAGAGGAGCCCCUUCUGGGACGUGUCGCGGGGGCAGCUGGAGAGAGACGACUUCGAGAUCGUCGUCAUCCUCGAGGGGAUGGUGGAGGCCACAGGUAUUGGGGUGCCCCAAAUCAGGGUGCAGCGCAGAUUGGGGUCCCCAUGCCCCCCCCGAUCCCCUGGUGCCCCCUCCCGCUGCCCCCCAGGGAUGACGUGCCAGGCACGCAGCUCGUACCUGGCGGACGAGGUGCUGUGGGGUCACCGCUUCACACCGCUGCUCAGCCUCGAGGAGGGGUUCUAUGAGGUGGACUACGGGGGCUUCCACCACACGGUGCCCGUGCCCACCCCAGCUUGCAGCGCCCGCCAGCUCGCCGCCGCCGCCGCCCGCCGCGACGCCCACCUCUACUGGUCCAUCCCCAGCCGCCUGGAUGAGGCGGCGGCCGCGGGGGGUGAGGGGGACCCCGAAAUCCCCCGCGAGAGCAACGGCACCUUGGCUGGCCCCGAGAAGCGGUGAUGGGCUCCAGAGCACCCCCGUGUACAAUAAAUGUCCC
Messenger RNA from Myiozetetes cayanensis, 1429 nucleotides. It is a transcript of the gene KCNJ9, whose product is annotated as potassium inwardly rectifying channel subfamily J member 9. Gene Ontology annotation, cellular component: plasma membrane. Gene Ontology annotation, biological process: potassium ion import across plasma membrane; regulation of monoatomic ion transmembrane transport. The transcript has 4 exons. Gene Ontology annotation, molecular function: G-protein activated inward rectifier potassium channel activity. The record is from RefSeq and is a predicted model, not a curated record. Lineage: Eukaryota; Metazoa; Chordata; Aves; Passeriformes; Tyrannidae. The coding region runs from base 58 to 1392 and encodes 444 amino acids.